Messenger RNA from Rotaria sp. Silwood1, 10866 nucleotides. NCBI's taxonomy places the organism in Eukaryota, Metazoa, Rotifera, Eurotatoria, Philodinida, Philodinidae. The record is from the annotation of a GenBank genome assembly.
AUGUUUGAAGCGGUUAUAGCUGCAUUACUAAAAGGUUAUGUUGCCCGCUAUGUCGAUAUAAAUGCUGAUCAAUUGUCUGUGCAAUUGCUUUAUGGUCGACCGAUUGUGGUGGAAAAUUUAACAUUUAACAAAACAACACUUAAUAAUGAUAUUCGAAAAAAAUUAAAAUUACCGAUUGAAAUUGAAUCCUUACAUGUUGGUAAAAUUCAAUGUUCAUUUGUAUGGAGUUCAUUAUUUUUUCGUUCAUCAUCACCAGCAUUAACUAUUCUAGUUGAACAUGUUCGUGCUAUAAUAAAACCAAUUAUUCUUGAUGAUAAUGAAAAUCAAACAGAAGAAUUUGUUGAAGAAAAUGAAAUAGUUAAAAAACGAAAUCAUUUAGAUUUAUCUGAACAACAAUUAGAAAAAGAAUUUGAAUAUCUCGGUGAAGUUAAAUCAUCAUCAUGGAGUUUAAAACGUUUAAUAUUAUCGUUUUUAGAAAAACUUCAAGUACAUAUUAUUGAUGUACAUAUUAGUUAUGAAAGUUUUACAUCUGAUAAUAAUCCAUAUACAGUUGGAUUAUCAUUUGAUAAUAUUCAAAUAUCAAAUGAAUUAUCAAAUGAAAAUAUGAAUAGAAAAAUAUUUCAAAUACAUAAUCUUGCACUUUAUAUUGAUUCAAAUACAAAUAAAGAUAAUUCAUCAAAUCAUUCAUAUAUUCUUAUACCUUCAAAUUCAAUAAAAAUUUAUUUAACACAUAAUUAUAUACGUUCAGCAUUAAUUAAUCGACAACAACCACGUUAUGAACUUGAAUGGACAUUUAAUGAUUUAAGUUUAAAAUCAAGUAUUGAACAAAUACGUAUCUUGUCAGAUGUUAUACGUUUUAUUCAUUAUGCAAAUACACAUAGAAAAUUUAUUAAUGAUCCAAGUAGACCAAAUAAAAAAAUAUCAAAAGAUUCAGCAAAAUUAUGGUGGCGUUAUAUAACAUUAGUUAUAAUACGUACACAAAAUUAUUUAAAGAUUCCUGUAUCAAAUGAACAAACACAUACAACAGCAAGUUUUUGGUUUAAUCCAAUUUUAUUAAAUAAACGUUUAAAACAAUUAUUAACAUAUAAACGUUUAUAUCGUUUAUAUCUUGAUAAUAAAUAUUUAAAACGUACAACAACUAGUUCUUUUACUUCAACAGAUCGUUCAACUCUGAACGAAAUUGAAAUGGAAUUUGAUUUUGAUUGUUUAAUUAAAAUUCGUCGAGUUAUAUUUCGUAAACGUGCUAAUGAACAAUUUUCUUUAGUUAAUAAAAAUCAACCACAAUCAACAAAUAUUGAAUCAACAAGUUCAUGGUAUAUGAGUUACGCAAAAUGGAUUAGUUCAAAAACAGUUGAUUUAUGGAAAACAACAACACCAACAGAUAUUAAUCAAGCAAUUAUUUCAACUACAACACCAAACAUACCAUUAAAUGAGAAUGAUAAAAAAGUACAAGAACAAGUUAAUACAUUUAUAGCACAAUCAUUAGAAGAUGAAGAUUUAUCACAAAAUCGUCGUGAUGCUUUAUAUUUACGUUUAAAAUUUGUUGUGAAAUCUGUACAAAUUGAUUUAUUAUCUCUUAGUGAUAUUAUUUUUCAUUUUUCAUUAAAUAAUGUAUCAGUAUUAACAGAAUUAAGACCAAGACAUCAAUCUGUACUUUUUUAUUUACGAUUAGAUGAUUUAAAUAUAUGUGAUCGUUUAAGAACAGAUGCAUUUUCAAAUAUUGUUUGUCCUAAACAAAGAUCAAACGAAACACCGAUUGGUGCACAACGUGCUCCAGUCGUUGAAUUUUCAUAUGAAACAAAUCCUCCAGCACAACAACCAAAAACCAAACGUCUUUCAUUUGCACUCGCUGUUCGUAGUCGUGGUCUUUGUUUUGUUUGCUGUCCAAUAUCUUUCGAACGCUUACGCAACUUUUUUUCAUCAGCAUUUAUUGAACCAACAUCAACUCCAUUAUCAUCAUCAUCAUCAUCAUCAUCACCAACAAUUCUUCAGCAUUGGACACAUUUAAAAGAUCGUACAACAAAACAAUUAAAAUCAGCAUUUGAACAAAUAUUUUCUCGUACAAUGACGAAAAUGUCUUCAUCAAACGUAAAAAAUAUCAAGCAAGGUCAAAGACGUUUUAAAAAAAAAUUUGAUAUCUAUCUUGAUAUUUGUGCACCACAAAUGAUUAUUCCACAAUCAUCACAUCGUGCAUUAAUUAUUGAUUUUGGUUAUUUAACAUUUAUUAAUGAUGAAUAUAAAACAUCAACAUGUCCAUUGAAAAAUUGUAAUAUGCAUAAUAAUAAUGAUUCAAAUUCUCCAUCAUCAAUAACAAAUUAUUUUCAAAAACGUCCAUACUUUUUUAAUGAACAACCAUCAUUAAUAAUCACUGACGAUGAUGAUGAAGAAUUUGUAACACCGGAUAGUUCACCAUUAGCAAACGAUAAUUCACUUGAAAUAGAAACAACAAAUUAUCCUAUUAAUGUCAUUUCAAGAGAACAAAGUAUAUCACCAAUAAAUAAUAAUGAAAAUUUAAUAUAUACAUUAUUUUCAUUAUCAUUAUGUGAUAUGCAAUUAGGUUAUUUAACAUAUACAAAUAAUCAAUCAAAAGAUAAUUUAUCAUCAAUUAUUGAAAAAUUUGGUGUUUGUUUUUUAAUACAAUAUCGGACAGAACAAACCUAUGAUUUAUUAUGGCCAUUAAUAAAAGUUUCAGGUACAUUACCAAAAAUAAUUCUACAUCUUGAUCCAUUACGUAUUGAAACAUUAUGUGGUACAAUUAAUAAUUGGGGUUCAUUUAUUGAAAAUUUAACAUCAUCAAUUGUAUCAAAUAAAACUGAUAUAACAAAUAAUAAAAACUCGAACGAUGAUUUAAGUGCACGUUUAGCACUUGGUUUUUCUAUUAAUGAAAUAAGUAUACAAUUAAGUGAUGAAUUACGUGCAUUAUCAGAAAUACGUAUACAAAAUAUUGAUUUAACAUUAAUGAAUUAUAUUUAUUCAAAUAUAUUAUCAUUUAGUGUUCAUACAUUAAUGAUUGUUGAUGCUAUACAAAAUCAUGGUAAAGAUUACGAAUUAUUAUUAACAAGUAAUCGUGCAUUAGAUAUAAAUACUCAAACAGGUACAUUAUAUGAAUCAAAUAAAUUAUCAAUAGAUACUGAUAAUGAAUACUUAAUACGUAUUAAUAUACAAUCAAUAAAAGAUAUAGAUAAAAAUGAAAAUUGUUUAACUAUUGAUAUACAUGUUAAUAAAUUACAUUUUGUAUUUAAUCCUGAAACAUUAUCAAUAUUAAUUAAUUUUAUUGUUAAUAUAAUUUAUUCAACGAAAAAUAUAUUUCGAGAAAAUUUUAAAGAAGAAAAUAAAAUAAAAUCAACUAUUGAAAAACAACAUCCAACUAAAUUUCAAAUCAAUAGUGAAUUUCAAGAAUUAAGUAUUUUAUUUACAAAUGUUUUAACAAAAAAAUCAUCUGAGAAUAGAUUUAUUGGUAGUAAACUUGAAAAAAUAGCUGCAGCUAGAAUUAAAUAUGCAUCAUUAAAUAUAUUUAUUGAAUCAUCAACAUUAGUAGAAGCCGAAAUAUGUUCAUUACAAAUAUUUAAUCUUUUACAUGAUUCAUUAUUAUUAACAUAUAAUGAAGAAUCAAGUGCUAUUAUUAAUCUUGGUAUUGACGAAAAAAAUUCUGAUAUAAAAAAUAUUGAUCAUGACGAAAUUUUACCUAGUAAAGCGUUUCAUCUUUUAUAUACAAAAUCGAAAGAUGAUACAAAUGAUAGUAGUGAUAAUGAAAUUGAAGAUUUAUUAAUUGAAAUGGCAUCUGUUUGUUAUACACAUUCACCGAAAAUUAUUUUUAAAAUUGAAAAAAUUUUUAAUUAUAUGGCUCAACAUUGUCAUUCAACAGCAGCUAUUGAAAUGGAAAAAAUGAAACAAAAUAUGAUUAAACAAGGAUCAAUCUUACUUAAUCAAUAUGUUCUUUCAACUGAAUCCGUACUUCCAACAGAAAAACCAACACGUCAAUUAAAUUUAAAUAUUGUUCUUGCUACUCCAAUUCUAAUAUUUCGUCCUCAAUCAAAAUUACUUUUUACAAAUGAUCGUCUUGUUUUUCAUCUUGGUGAUAUUCAUAUUGAAAAUUCUGAAAAUCAUUCAUCAAAUUAUGAAAUUAAAAUUAAUGAUUUACAUUUAUUUUCUAUUGAUCUUGAACAUGAAUAUCGUCAUAAUCAAGGAACAAGUUUAAUACGUAUGUAUAAAAAUCCUCAUUUAUCAUUACCUAUACUUGAUAAUUUAUCAAUACAUCUUAAUCUUAAUUUAACUGAUACAUCAACAACAAUUGAUUCAAAAUUAGUUUCAUCUGUACAAAUGUUUCUUGGUAAACAUCAAAUAACACUUUUACAAAAUAUAAUUAGUUCAUUAACUUAUAAUGAAAAUGAUCAAAGUGACACAUUAAUUACAAAUCUAUCCGAUGAUGAAUCAUUAUUAUUAUUAUAUGAUCAAGAAGAAAAUAAUUUUUCAUUAAAUGAUCAAUCUUCACAAACACAAUUUAAUACAUUUGCAAUACAUUUUCAAUUACCUGAAUUAAUACUUGUUUUUCAAGCUGAUUUAGAUUUAAAACCAACUAAAGUAUGUGAAGCUAUAUUUGGACAAUUUCAAAUGACUAUUGAACAACGACAUCAAUUCUGUAAAAAUAUUUCACUUCGUCUUAAUUCACUUCAUAUUAAUGAUCAUUUGAUUAAAGCUGAUCAAUGUCUUUUUUCAACACGUUGUCGAAAAAAUUCCAUAUCAAAUUAUUUUUCAAAUGAUCAAAAAAUUUCAUCAUCAUUUCCAACGGAAAAUUAUGACAUACAUAAACAAUUUUCUUCAAAUUCAGUACCAACAUAUAUGGUUACAAAUGAUAGUUCAACAUGGACAUUAAAAUCAUCAUCAUCUUCUUCUUCAAUGAUAACAACAUCAUCAUCAACACCAGCAUUUAUUGAUAUUAAUAUUACAUUAAUGGAUAAAAGACAUGAACUAUUUGAUGGAUUUAAUAUAAAAGCUGAUGCACAAUUUGGAGAAGUUGACAUUAAAUUUAUUAUUUCAACAUGGGUUAUGUUAUUUGAUAUUAUUGGUUUAAUUGGAGGAACUUCUUCGUCUGCAAUGACAGGCAAAGCAAUGAUAUUUCAACCGUAUCUUACAUUAAAUGAAAAAAUUCGAUUAAUUAAUGAUCACAAUAGUGGUGAUAAUUCAUUAAAAUACAUUCGAGAAAAUAAAGAAUUUACUUCAACAUCAGAUACUGAUUCAAUGCAAAUAAAUAUUCAUAUCGAUGCAGUAGCAUGUUUACUUGAAGAUGAUCAUAUUCCUCCUAUACGUAUUUCUUUACAACGUUUCGAUUGUCGUAUUGAAAAUUUUCUUACAAUCGAAAAAGCACUCAAAAAUCUUACUGUUAAUGGUAAACUUGGAUCAGUUUCAAUUCAUGAUUUAUCAUCAUUUGGUGCAUUAUAUGAAGAACGUUUUUGUACAAGUGGCACAAAUGCUCUUGUAUUUACAUAUACAAAACAAGAAGAUCUUAUACCAAUAAGUUCAUCAAAUUUUCCAUCACGUUUACAACUUUAUUUACGUAUGACAUCUGUACAAUAUAUUCAUACUCAACGUUUUUUAAUGGAUCUUAUUCAUUUUUUUGAUCGUUUUCAUAAUAAUCAAGAAUGUUAUAAUCGAAUAAGAUCAGCAGCAGCUGGACAAAUCAUAUCCUGUUCAGCUGGACGAGCAACUGGUAUUGAACUUGAUAUUGAAGCUGAAAGUCCAAUACUUAUAUUACCUGAAUAUGCUUUAAAUAAACAUGUUAUUAUUCUUCAUCUUGGUAAUGUGAUAAUAAAAAAUCGUUUUCUUUAUGAAAAUGAACCUGGUACAUUAAGUUCAAUAAUGAAUAGACCAAAAAAUUCAAAAUGUUUACUUGAUGUUAUAUCAAUACAAUUUCAAGAUACAUUACUUUAUUCAGGUAUAUAUUCAAAAUUAGAUCCAAAUAUAAAAUUUACUGUAAAAUUUUCAACGUUUGGUUUUCAUACAAUAAAUAAUGAUUUAUCAUCAAUGUUACGUGAACGUUGUUAUUUAAAUAUACAUAUUGAACGUAAUCUUGAUAGUUCAUUAAAUCAUUCAUCACCAACAUAUAGUGUUAAAGCUGAUUUAUCAUCUAUAGAUAUUCUUGUUGAUACAUAUCAAUAUUCUCUUGUACGUAGUAUACUUGCAUAUAAUAUAGGUGAACAAUUAGAACAACCAACACGUUUACCAAUGAUGAAUGAUGAUCCAUUAUGUGUAUCAACAGUUUUAACUGGUGAUGUUUUUCUUGAUUUAUUAUUUAUUAUACAAAUGGAUAAUGUUGGUUUUGAAAUAUUUAUACCAAAUGAAUCAAAACGUUAUUCAUUAGGUUAUUGUGCAUUUAUAAAAUCAUAUUUUUCAUUUGAAAAAUAUUCAAAUAAUAAUCAAGUACUUGAUUUAACAUGUACAUCAAUUAAAUUAAAUGAUACAAGAAAUGAAAAUAAUAAUCAAUUUCGUGAUAUACUUACAUCAUCAUCAACAAUGUCAACAAGUAAAAGUAAUAUGCAAUUAGAAAUACAUUUAUUAUCAACUAAAACUGAUGAUAAAUAUACAAUUGUUUUAAAUCAUACAAGAAUAUUAUUUAUUAUUGAUUGGUUACUUAAAUUAAAUGAUUUUCUUAAUUCAUUUCAACAUAUUCCAAUGCAAACAAAUUCAAUAAUAUCAUCGACAUUAAUUCAAACAAAAAAAAAUUUUGAAUUACGUUUAAAUUUUAAUCAAUCUGAACUUGUUCUUGUUCAAACAACAAAUAAUCAACAAUCAAAUGCACUUGUUUUAAGUGGUAUUAUGAUAUUAACAUAUAGAGAAGCUAUGUGUAAACAUCCAUUAGAUUGUAAUCUAUUUAAUGUUACCUUAUUUUCAUGUCAAAUGAAUAAUAUACAAUCAACAGCUGUAUCUAUUAUUGAACCAAUUAAUAUAACAUUUAAUAUACAUUUAUCAAAAAAUAAAGAUCAACAUAUAUUUGAAGUUAAUUUACCACAAUUAUUUAUACGUUUAUCAUAUUCUGAUGUUAAAUUAAUGUUAUAUAUGUUUCAAUCAAUUAAAAAACAAAUUGAUCAUGCACAAUCUCGUGAUAUAAUACCAAAAUAUAGAAUAAAUCAAUUAAUACAACAUUCAUCGAGUGUUAAUAAUAAUGAUCUUUUAACAGAUUUAUCUUCUGAAGAUAAUCAUGUUGAUUUACGUAUUCGUUCAACUAUAUUAUCAAAUAUUGAAAAACAACAAAAUUCAAUUGAAGAAAUAAAUAAUGAAAAAACAUCAAAAAUAUUUUUAAAUGUUCAUUCUAUAAAAUUUUCAUGUGAUCAAAUAAGUCUUUGUUUAAUUGAUGAUUGUCUUAAUGCAAAUAUUCCAUUAUUAAAUUUAAAUUUAACAGCAAUUAAAUUAAAUAUAAUUGAAUAUGAAACAUAUCGUUUUCAACAAGCAGAUUUUCAAUUAAAUAUUGAUUAUUAUAAUCGUUUACUAUCUGGUUAUGAACCAUUUAUUGAAUUAUGGCCAUUACAAAUGAGUUUAAAAACUUCUAAUAUAUCAAAAACAUUAUCAAUAUGUUCAAAUCAUUUAUUAAAUAUAAAUUAUACAAAAACAAUGCAUCAAUUAUUUGAUUUAGUUAAAAAUAAUUGGCUUGAAGAUUAUUAUCAUACAAAUGAUAUAAAUAAAGAAACAAUGUAUUUUCGUCGACCAAAACCAUUUGAACCAUAUUGUUUUAAAAAUCUUAUUGGACAACGUGUAAAAUUUCGUACAUGGUUAUCAUUACAACAACGUUUUGAUUUAAAUGAUCAUAUUAUUGAAUAUAAUGAAACAAAAUCAUUUAUAUUUCCAAUUGAAUCAUCAACAACAAAAAAAAAUAUUAAUAAUAAAGAAUUACAAUUAUCAUCAUCAUCAUCAUCAUAUUCUGAUCGACGUUUAUUAAUAUCAAUUGAAGGUUGGGAAUGGUUACAACCUAUAUCAAUUGAUCGUGUUGGAACUUUUUUUCGACUUGCUUUACCAUUAGGUGAUCAAUUGAAAAAACCUGUACUUGUUUUUAUUGAUGUUACAAUGACAGAGAGUUCAAUGCGUUUAAUAACAAUUCGUUCAUCUAUUGAAAUACGUAAUCAAUUAUUAACAUCAAUUGAUAUUCGAUUAAAAUGUGGUUCAGGUUCAUUACAUGAUAUUCGUUUAGAACCAAAUGAAAUUCGUUCAUUACCUUUACAAUUUUGUCCAACAUUAAGACAAUUUCAAGUACGUCCAGCUGAUUUUACAUUUAAUUAUUGUGCUGAACCUAUUAAUUGGAUGGAAAUUGCCGAUGAACAAAGACGAAGAGGAAAACAAAAUGAUGAAAGUAAUGAUAAAUCUUCAACAAUGGAGACAAAUUCCUUACAACGUCAUCGUGAUAUAAAUUCGACUGAUCGUCGAUCAUUUUUUUGUACAUGUACAAUGGUCGGAAAUGAUACACUUCACUAUAUAUGUAUACAAUCAAAACGAACUCGUUUAUUAGCAUAUAAAGAUCAUGUUCUAUCAUCAUAUCAAAUAUCUAUACUUCCACCAUUAGUUAUUAGUAAUUUACUUCCAUGUGAUUUAUUUUUUCAAAUAUAUCCAUAUCCACAAAAAAUUCGACUCAGUCCGUAUGAAUCACAUCGUGAAUAUGCAUUAAAUAUUGGCGAUGCUAUUGAUUUACUUUUUGCUACAGAUCUUUUUCAUAUGAUUAAACCAUUACGUGUACCAUCAAUAAAUGAUUUAAAUCUUAUGAGAUAUCAUCAUCAACGAAUAGGUUUUUAUGAUAGUAUUGAUCGAUUGUUAUUAGUCGAUGUUACUAUUGUUUGUUCUAUUCGACAUCGUCUAAAAAUAUCAGUUUCUGUUCCAUAUGUUUUACUCAAUAAGAGUGGUAUCCCAUUAAUUUUUAAACAAGAAGGUUCAUCGAAUGAAACAGCUGGUCAAACUCAUGAACAUGAAUUAGCUCGAAAUCGUGAACCGUUAUUAUUUUCAUUUAGUGAUCAAGAAGCUUUUCAUGCAUGUGUAAUGAAAGUUGGUUCAGGUUUACAUAAAAAUGAUGAUGGUCGUCCAAUAUGGUCACAACAUUUUACUUUAGAACAUGGUUCAAGUUAUCGUCAAUUACAUGUUCGUUCUCCUCAUGGUUCACCUGAUUGGAUUUAUUAUAUUGGUAUUGAUAUUCGUCAAGGCAAAGGACGUUUACGUCGAACAAAUUUCAUUUUUCUUAGUACACGAUAUAUGAUUAGUAAUCAAUGUUCAUAUGAUUUAUCCAUUGCUCAACGACAUAUUGUUCGAGCUAUGUUACAAACUGGUGAUCAUAGUGAUUUAGAACAAAAUUGUUUACAUGUAUUAAAACAUUCGAGUGUUGCUUAUCAUUGGCCAAGAAGUGAUCUUGAUCAAUUGUUAUGUGUUCGUGUUAUUAAUAAUCGUCAAUAUAAACAUGUUUAUUGGUCCGGUGGUAUUCCUAUUAAUCAUGUUAAUGCAUUUCAUAUUAAUCUAAGAUAUGAUAAUAAUCAAUGUUUAAUAUUAAGAGUACAAGUAAUUGAACGUGGUGGUACAUUUUUUGUUGUUUUUAUGGAUUCUAAUCAAAUGCCAGCACCUCUUCGUAUUAAAAAUCUUUCUGAUGUUCCUAUACAAUUUUAUCAGAGUGAAACACGAGAAGAAUUAACCUAUUUACGUGCAUUUAUUCAACCACAUCAAACAAUAGAUUAUGCUUGGGAUGAACCAACACUUCAACAAACAAUAACAUGCUCUGUUGUUGGUGGUACAAAAGAAACUUAUGAUUUACAAAAACUUGGUCAUGGAGAAAAUUUAUGUUAUGAAAAUCAUAUAUGUUUAGCAUUUGAACAAACAUUUAAUGAAGGACAAAUAAUACAAUAUCAAUCAAAACAUUCUUCACAAAAAUCUAAAUCAAUUAAUGAUCGACAUACAUUUCAUUUAUUAAAUCAACAACAACUUGUUAUUGAUUAUAUUCAAGGUAAAUUAGUACUUUCACAACGUGAAGAAAAUAAACGUUCACAAUUAUGGCGUAUGACAAGUAGAGGUAUAUUAGUACAUACAGGUUCAUCAUCACCACGUGAUUGGAAUAAUAAAAAUGAUGUAUCGGAUGAUAUACGAAAUUCAUUUGUGUUAGAUAUUGAAGAAACUUCUGCAACUAAUUUAAAGAAUGUUCAUUCUAUGACACGUUCUAUACGUUUAACUAUUCGACGAUAUGAUCUUAAACGAAUAUUAACACAAACAUGGACAUUUACAGAUGAUGGAUAUCUAUGUAUGGGAGAAACGCAAAUGUGUGUACAAGUAUUUGGUGAAUUAAAAGAAAAAAGUGAAGUAGUACUUGGACCACGUCGUUUUAAUGAUCAAGGUGUUAUACUUCCACCAUUACCAACAAUGUAUAUUCGACCACGUCGACGUUUACAAGGUUCAGGUCUUUUAUCUGUACAAACAUAUGCUGAUGGUCCAACACGUAUACUUGAAAUAGCUAAUGUUAAAACAACUAAUUUAUCCGAUAAUCUCAAAUUAGAAACAUUAUCAUCAACAACAGAUACGACAUCACUAACAACUGCUGAUAAUAUUGCAUCCAUGACUUAUCGUUUUGAUCUUCGCCUUGAAAGUGGUAUCGGUCUAUCAAUAAUUAGUUCUAUGGGUCGUGAAUCUGAAGAACUUGUUUUUAUGAUAUUUAAUGAUAUUAAUCUUGUAUGUAAAGAUGAUAAUAAUCAACAAUCCAUUGAUUGUACGAUUGGUACAAUAGUUAUUUCAAAUCAAUUAUUAAUGACAUCAACACCAUGUUUACUUUAUGCACCUUAUGUUGAAGAUACAUCUAUACGAGCAGCUUUUUGUUUACAAGCAAGUUUACAAAAACCAAGUGCUAAUUAUAAGUAA